Messenger RNA from Perkinsus marinus ATCC 50983, 1284 nucleotides. RefSeq lists its product as hypothetical. Lineage: Eukaryota; Perkinsozoa; Perkinsida; Perkinsidae. Bases 1 to 1284 code for a protein of 427 amino acids. The transcript has a single exon. The record is from RefSeq and is a predicted model, not a curated record.
AUGGCUUGGCUUGGAGCUGUUAUGUUGAACGUUCAGGAACUACAGUGUAUUCCACCACGAUCGGGGUCUAUCGUGGUGCCCGCCGAGAUUGAUGCAAGUGAUCACGUCCCCACUCAUAUCUUUCAAGAAGCCUCACACAAUGAGGGUGUGUCCGGGCAAGAGGUUUCCGGGACGGUGACGGGCGUAGCUCUUCCGCCUUGGAUGACCAGUCACAUGGUGACACAGGGGAUGAGUGUCACACCAAGAGAGAAGGCUAGGGGCAAGAUGAAGACGAGGAACACGUGGACGGCCCUGAGGGGUACGAUAACACUGGGAGCCAUAGAUGACGUCUCUCGAGAGGCCAUGCAACAAGAAGAAGAGCAGGCUGUAGUCGUAUCUCCAAUCGUCGAUGAUGCCACCACUCAGGACGAUCAGCAGCCCCCUACAGCGGCAUGUGGGGGUGGGGUCGGGGUGGGUCCAAGGGUAGGAGGUAGGUUACAUUACUCGCCCACGGUAGCUGGGUAUCAUGACCAUUUCGAUGAUAUUGGUACGGCUCAGAGUGAUGCUCAUCAUGAUGUUGGUGGGGGUAGCCGACUCCACCAUGGGGCCACUCAGGAAGGCUGGCAUGACCAUUUGCAGUGUAGUCUGGAGCCGAAGAUUAAGGACGUUCCCAAAGUGAAGUUGCACGGCUCGCCCACACAAGAGGGUUGGCACGAUGAUUUCGACAUGGUCGUGGCGCCUAAGGUCGAGGCGAUGGCGAAGGGGAAGCUGGGAGGGUCAGCGGACCAGGAGGGCUGGGUUGAUCAUAUGCUCCUACCAGGAGUUUCAGACAGACCAGCAUUCAUUGACCCUGAGAAGCGACAUGGUGGUAACGGCAGCACUCUGGUUGAUGACCAUUUCGAAUCGCUGGGUGUGCCCAAGUGGGAAGACGUGCCUGGACACAGGAGGAUGGGCACGCCCCUUCAGGAGGGCUGGGUUGAUAGUUGGCGUUCUGAGAAGGAGCUUCGACCGUCUAAGAGGUUUUAUAGCGAUGCUAUGGUCAAGGGCCGACGGGACCACUUUGAAACCUUUGGUACGGUCAAUUCGAUUCCUGUGAUGAGGGGACGUCGGGUAGCUCCUGAGACUGCAAUGGCUUAUGAUGAUCACUUUAUAUAUUCUGGUGAAGUUGCUGGUGAUGGGUCUAAGCUCAUCCGACGGAGGCCGUCUACACCGUUGAUAGACCCGAGGUGGAAGACGGAUAGAAUGGAUACUUCUUGGACCAGGAGCCGACGAAGGGGAAAACGCCAUGUUCCUAUCUUAUCGUGA